GCGGACCAAACAGUAUCAUCUAGUUUGUGUGCUCUAGUGCGUCUUAUUACGGGAGAGCCAUUCCCUUUUUGGGAAUUGCACUUCUGAGUACUUUCCUUCCUUUUUUUGGUUUGCAUUCCUAUUUCAUUUUACACUCGAAUUAUCUUGGUCGGAGUUUGAAGAGAAAUUAAGAGACCUGCAGGAAAAAAUGACGGUGACUCCGAGGAUCACGAUAAGCGACGGAAAUCUGGUGGUACACGGGAAAACCGUCCUCACGAACGUCCCGGACAACAUCGGUCUCACUCCCGGAUCAGGUGCGGGCCUCGUCGCGGGGGCCUUCAUUGGUGCGACCGCAACGGACACCAAGAGCCUCCACGUGUUCCCAGUUGGAAAGCUAGAGGGGUUGAGGUUUAUGUGCUGCUUCCGGUUUAAGCUAUGGUGGAUGACGCAGAGGAUGGGGAGCAGCGGUCGGGAUGUGCCGCUGGAGACUCAGUUUAUGCUCGUUGAGUGCAAGGGCGAGGCGGCGGAUGAGGAGGAGACGGUUUAUGCGGUAUUCUUGCCGUUGCUGGAGGGGCAAUUUAGGGCGGUGUUACAAGGGAAUGAGAGGGAUGAGGUUGAGAUUUGCCUUGAAAGCGGUGAUGAAUCGGUGGAGACUAAGCAGGGGAAUUAUUUGGUGUAUAUGCACGCGGGGACCAAUCCAUUUGAAGUCAUCAACCAAGCAGUCAAGGAGGUUGAGAAGCACUUGCAGACAUUCCAUGAUAGAGAGAAGAAGAAGUUGCCUUCUUUUGUGGACUGGUUUGGGUGGUGCACGUGGGAUGCUUUCUAUACUGAUGUCACUGCAGAGGGAGUCUAUCAAGGCCUCAAAAGUUUAUCAGAUGGUGGCACACCUCCAAGGUUCCUAAUCAUAGAUGAUGGCUGGCAGCAGAUUGGCAGUGAAGAUAAGGAACAAUCAAACGUCGUUGUUCAAGAAGGAGCACAGUUUGCGAGCAGACUGACAGGAAUCAGGGAGAACUCCAAAUUCCAGAACAAAAACAAUGACACGAACAGCCAAACACCAGGGCUCAAACUUCUUGUAGAUGAAGCAAAAAAACACCACAACUGCAAAUAUGUCUAUGUUUGGCAUGCUCUAGCCGGAUACUGGGGAGGAGUUAAGCCAGCAGCAGAGGGCAUGGAGCACUAUGACUCUUCACUAGCUUAUCCAGUUCAAUCCCCCGGAGUCAUGGGAAACCAACCCGAUAUAGUGAUGGACAGCCUCUCAGUCCAUGGACUUGGCUUAGUCCACCCCAAAAAAGUGUAUGAUUUCUACAACGAGCUUCACCAAUACUUAGCCUCUUGUGGUGUUGAUGGAGUCAAAGUCGAUGUUCAGAACAUAAUUGAGACUCUUGGUGCUGGACAUGGGGGUCGUGUUUCUCUCACUAGAGCAUAUCAUCAGGCUUUAGAGGCUUCAGUUUCAAGGAAUUUUCCUGAUAAUGGGUGUAUUUCUUGUAUGUGUCAUAAUACCGAUGGGCUUUAUAGUGCCAAGCAGACUGCGGUGGUUAGGGCUUCUGAUGAUUUUUAUCCCAGGGAUCCGGCAUCGCAUACUAUUCAUAUAUCGUCUGUGGCAUAUAAUACGUUGUUUCUUGGGGAGUUUAUGCUGCCUGAUUGGGAUAUGUUCCAUAGCCUGCAUCCCGCUGCAGAAUAUCAUGCUGCAGCUCGAGCUGUUGGUGGCUGUGCUAUAUAUGUUAGUGAUAAGCCAGGCCGCCAUAACUUUGAGCUACUAAAGAAAUUGGUGCUCCCUGAUGGCUCAGUCCUCAGAGCACAACUCCCAGGUCGCCCCACCCGUGAUAGCCUCUUCAGUGAUCCUGCUAGAGAUGGCACAAGCUUACUCAAGAUAUGGAAUGUGAACAAGUGCACGGGCGUGGUAGGAGUGUUCAACUGUCAGGGUGCAGGUUGGUGCAAGGUAGAAAAGAAGACUCGCAUCCAUAAUGCUGAUCCUGGCAUUCUCACUGGCACUGUCAGAGCUCAGGAUGUUGACAAUAUUGCCCAACUUGCUGGUCCAGGCUGGGAUGGCCAAGCCAUCAUCUACAUCUAUAAAUCAGGAGACGUUAUUCGGAUGCCAAAGGAUGCAACGUUGCCAGUUACACUGAAAGUCCUAGAAUAUGAACUCUUCCACAUUUCUCCUCUAAAGGAAAUUGCACCUGGCAUAUCGUUUGCACCCAUUGGACUCCUCAACAUGUUCAAUUCUGGAGGAGCAGUGGAACAAUAUAAUGUCAAGAUGAAUAGAGACGACAAUAUCAUCUCCGAUGCACAAAAUUCCCUCGGCGAUGACAGAGCAGCUACUGCAACUAUAAUGCUGAGAGUCCGUGGCUGUGGUCGGUUUGGAGCUUAUUCAUCUCAGAAGCCAAUUAGAUGCACUUUGGAUUCCUCUGAAGUUGAGUUCAGCUAUGACUCAGAUUCUGGGCUUCUGACAUUGAAUAUUCCGGUGCCAGAGAUAGAAAUGUACAGAUGGAACUUGGAGAUCCAAGUUUAGAGGGAGACUCAUGUGAUUGGGUUAUUGGUAUCAGGGGGUGAUUUGAGUCUGCAUGUUGUAGUUUUUUUUAGAUCAAACUCUAUAUGCAUGUAAUAUAGUAUGAGAUGAGUUAUGUAUUGCGCUUCUUGUAGUAUUUGCGUCCACCGCUUAUGCAAUAAAGUAUCCAAGUAAACUAUUUA
This is a messenger RNA of Asparagus officinalis (garden asparagus), 2667 nucleotides long. RefSeq names its product probable galactinol--sucrose galactosyltransferase 2. The record is from RefSeq and is a predicted model, not a curated record. NCBI's taxonomy places the organism in Eukaryota, Viridiplantae, Streptophyta, Magnoliopsida, Asparagales, Asparagaceae. Gene Ontology annotation, molecular function: raffinose alpha-galactosidase activity. The coding region runs from base 188 to 2488 and encodes 766 amino acids. The transcript has 13 exons.